AUGGAGAAAGAAAAGCUUUUGAAUAUUUUGGAAAGGGAACUGAAGGAAUAUGGAGAUGAAGAGAUGCUGGUGCUGUACCACCAGUUUUACAUGUCUGCGGAAGCAAACGAUAGGAACAUUGCGGAGAAUGCGUUCAGCAAGUUGAUUCACCAGAUGAAGAGCUUCUUUGUCAUUUAUGACAAACGGAGCAAGGGAGACCUCAUUGAAAAGGUGAAGAACUCGUUCAAGGAGGAGAGCAACGAAGUUAACAUAAUAGACGUGCAGCAGGGAGACGAUGGCGAUAAGGAUGACUCGGGGGAGAUGUACACAAGUGAAGCGAGCCACACAGAUGAAGCGAGUCACAUAGAUGAAGCCAGUAACAUGGAUGAAGCCAUUCCCACAAACGAAGGCAAUUACCUAAACGAAGGCAAUUGCCCAAAUGAGGACAACCACUCAAAUGACAGCACCAUGGACGAGAGUGACCACGCGCCAGAGAAAAAGCACAUCAGGAAAAAACAGUCCACAGAAGUAACCCUACCCAAAUUCAGAAACCACUCUUCCUUUGUGAAUUCCAAUCUUUUCGAAAAUAUAAACAUGGAAGAACAGCAGUGGGAAGUAGAAAUUUUAGACUUGUACAAAAUGAGCCUAGAAAUAAUAGGAAAGGAAGAAAAAGAGGAAAAAAUAAAUGAACGACAUUUUUUCGAUACCUUCCAAUAUUUCCUGAAUUUAUUAUGUCUGUUAUAUUUUUUAAAAAAUGUUUACUUUGAUCUAAAUUACAAGACGAAUGAGAAUUCCUACUCAUUUUUAUUCAAAGGAUUUGAAGAGAGAAAAAACAAAGUGAUAAAUUAUUUUUCUUUUUUAAAAAAAAUAAGACUGCAUAAAUUAUUGGACAAUGAAGUGGUCAAAAUAUUUUGUAACUUUUUUCAGUAUACUUAUAUUAAUGAAUAUCUAAUCAGAAACAUAUUUGACACGUCCAUGAAUACUUUUCUCUUCACUGCUGUCAUGAAUUUUAAAAAUAAUUAUGUAGUACAUGAUGGGGAGGGCACGAGCACAAAUGUGCCUUUAGCAGGGGAGAACGUCAAUGUGCACACCUAUUUAAACAAAGGUGGAGUCAUAACUUCAGAGGGACUACUACCCGACUUCAGUGGGGUAAAUACCCUCAGCGCAAAUAAUUUCACUGCUGAUUUAUCCUCAGUGAAUGUGAAACAAGAAAAUGGUGACCAUCCCCCAAGUGAACUAAAUGCUGACCAAAGCAAUUGGAACGCUGCUAUCCCAGUGGGGACAAGCCCAAUGGAAGGAGAAAUAAUAAAAAAAGAAUAUAACAUGAAGGAAUCAAAACAAAACAAUUCCUACACAAAAGAAGAUUCUACGAACAAAAGGAAUCAGGAAGAUUAUCUAAACAAAGAAUUAAAAAACUUUUUUAUAUCAAAUAAUACCUUACCCAAGGGAAGCAAAAAUUCCUUUGUACAAAUUAUUUACCAGAAUGAAGUUGAUCAUGAUAUUUACUCAGACCAAACAAUCAAUGCUUUAUUUUAUUUUUUUAAUAACCCAUAUUUAAUUUUUUCCUUCCAUAAAAAUGUUUUAUAUUAUAUUGAAAAAAAAAGCAAAGACAAGGAUUUCUUCCACUUACACAGAAAUGCUCAUGCGUUGAUUAAAUAUCUCAACUAUUGUGUAACCACGAUGUCCAAAAUCUUCCACAUUUUUAUUUGUGCUGGAUUGUUUUUUAAUGAUAAUAUUUUCGAACAAGAAAGGAAUAAAUAUUUAAAUUUUUGUAGUUUGCUCAAUUUUAAUAAUGUGCCUUUGGACCAAGCGGGUGAUGAUUACAGUGAAUAUAAUCGAGCCAAGUACAGUGGCAGCGUGAGGAGCUCUUCUAGCUCGGCUGAUGACCGAGGAAGGAACAGAAGAAGGGGAAGCUUCUCCACAGAAAGCAGCACCAGUAAUACACUUCGGGAAAGCGGGUCUGAUGUGGGGUCCACGGAUAAGAGCGUCGGAAGGAGGUGCAGCAGCAGGACCAGGACCAGCACUACUACCUCUGCCACCACGGCCAGUGCAACUGACAUGAGGGGUGGUGCCAAUCUACAAGAUUUCAACAUUGUCAAAUAUUUGAUAAAAUACAGAAGCGUCGUUGGAAAUUUCUGUCAAGAUGACUUCAACCGCAAGGAUAGCUUCGAGAGUGAAGGACAGAUGAAGGAUGUGUUGGACUCCAACUCAUAUGAGGGCGGCAGAGACGGGAGAAGGGCAUACCAUAGAGGAAGCUACAGUGGAGAUAGUCUCAGCGACAGUGGGGGAACCUCCACCAAUGGGGGGGGAAGCGGAUACCAGGAGAGCAAGUACGAGGAGAGCGACAAUGUGCACAGCGAUUCGGGUAGCAGAAGCGGCAGCCAAGGAAGGGGCGGCAGUCGGGGUAAUUCCCCAAGCAGCGAUGACGAACGUAGUGAUGAUGAAGGUAGUGAUGAGGAACGUAGUGAUGACCAACGUAGUGAUAGCCAAUACAGUGAUGGCCAACCCAAACGGGGCAAGAAAAAAACAAAGUCUAAAGGGUCACCAAAUCGAUUCAUCACCAAGGACGGAAUAUAUCAACACGAGUACACGAACAAAAAUAUCUUUAACGACAUUUUGAGGAAAGCCAAAAAAAAAAAAAAGUUCUAUCAAGUUAUAAGCAAUAUAAACAAGCUGAAAAAUUCAUUUGACGUUAACAAGAUAAAUAAAAACAAAAUGAUCAAUCUGGAUUAUGUAGAAAAUGUCGACACCAUAUCGUACUUUAUCAGUUUGUACAACUCGGAUAAUAUAUUUCAGUUCGAUUAUUACUUUUUAAAAUUUAUUACCGAGAUAGCCACUACUUAUAAUAGCUACAUGAAGGCAUAUUUAAUUCCUUCGCAGAGGACUGCAAGGUAUAGGAAAGACGAGUUGGAGAAAAUGACAGAUGAAAUGGAAUAUUUCCUCAAAGAAAUGACCAAAUUGAUUUAUGUUUACACGUGGUGUAUUCUGCACAUAUUUGGGCAUUCCUACUCUUAUGUGAAGUAUGCAAAAUAUUUUUAUCAAAAGAAAUCCUUCUUCCUUUUGGAAAACAAAAAACAAUGGGUGUUUAAAAACUUCAGUUAUUUUGCGGGCGAAUCGGGGACCCCCUUCCGCGGCAGUGGUGACGCGGAUAAGGGGGAGGACGGUGCUGGGAAGCGUGACAGCUUGGGGAGUGAAAUUAACCUAGUAAGCGGUGCCAACGUGGGACGAGGAAUAAACAUGGGAAGCGGCACCAAUCAAGACAUCCACAUGAACCACUUCUUCAGCCCGCACCAUGUGGUAGAAAACCUAAAGUACAAUUAUGAGCUAAAGAAGAAUACAAACCAAUUUAACAAUAUCAAUUGCGCUGAUCUGAUACAGAUUUACAAAAACUCCUACUUCCAGAACAUUGUCGAUAAGCUACACCUAAAUUUGAAGUUCAUAGAAAAUAUUCACUUCACGCUGAAUAACGCACUGAAGAACAUAUGUAACUCCAUAGACAAUUUAAAAAGAAACAUAAGCAAGUAUAAGAGGACUUUUCACUACUGUUUAAAUUUUAAUAACAUAAAAAAUGUCAUAGUCCUCACUUUGGAAGAAAUGAGCAUGAACUCGGAUAAACUGGAACUGAACAAAAUGCUCAAUGAGUACCUUAACAAGCUAGAAAACCGAGGACAGAUAAAGAAAAGGCAAAAAAAAAUUAAUGUGAAAAUUAUUGACAAUAAUAUCGUCCUUGAUACCAAUCCGAGGAAGAAAAGAAGAAGACAUGAUGGAGGCAAAGGUUACAAAAAAUAUAACGCAAAUGAUAUUAUGGGUAAAAAAGGAGGAAGGAAAAAUAGGAAAAGCUCCAGUGAUCGGAAUAGCAGCACUUCGAGUUUGUUUCUUCAAGUCCCAAAUGGAAGGAACACAAAGACGAAAGAUACAGCUAUGAGUCCGAACGAGACCCAUAUCGAAAGCAACGCUGUUGUGAGGAAGGGACAUAGGAAAGAUGAUAAGGACUUGCACAGUUUUACUGAUAAUGAGAAUUACUACGAUGGCGGGGACAUAAAUCAAAGUUGCACGAAGAGCGAUUAUAGCUCGAGGCACGCGAAUAAUGAUAGUCAUCGCGGUACGCAUGGACACAGGGCGAACGGACAUUCCACGAGGGACGCCACGCACGAAAGGGGGAGCAGGAGCCCCUAUUACGACAGCACCAUCAGCACGAGUAGCAGCGGGAGAGGCGACAGUGGCAGUGUUAGCAGUGGCAGCAGUGAUCACGCGGCGCGAGCGCAGAAGAACCUGCAUAGAGGUGUCAAGCGGAGAGAGAAGCGUAGAGCAGAUAAGGGAACGCCACUGCGGGGGAAAAACAAUCAAAACGAACAGAACGAAUCGGGUGAAAACAUCCUGAUGAUGAACGAGUACAACACAGAAAGGCUAGUUUUCUUUUUCAAUUUGUUAAACGGAAAUAAUUUGUUUUACUACCUAGCACUUCACUACUUAGUAAAGAAUGAAAAAAUCAUGGACAUCCUCCAUUUCUUCCCCCUCAAGUAUCUCCUGGACUUACUCAUCCUGUACGAUUUGAAGGACUACAUAAAGUUCAAAACGAUUAUCAGGGUGUUUAGAAUUAUAUAUGAAUUUAAAGAUUUUUGUCCCACGGUCCGGAACCAUCUCUUUUUUAAUAGAAAGAAUUAUUAUCUGGACAACGCCGAUUUUAUGAAUUUCGAUUUUGUGUGUAAAUUUUUAACCAUCAGUAAGAAGGACCUCUUGGUGAAGAAGCAGAUGGGUAUUUAUAGGACAUCCCGGGGGGAUACCUACGACGGUAUAUUCCUACCGCCCAGUGUGGUGAAGACAAAUGAAGGGGGGGAAAAUAACGCUAUAGAGGAACGGGAGCAUUCCUUUUCCGAUGGGGAGAACACACAACAGAGAAGAUCAAUCAGGAAAAGAGAAAAAGGAAAGGAAAACGAAAAAGAAAAAAGUGUCACAGAUAACCUUUUACAUUAUCUAAGAAACACCUUCUCCGUCCUUAACCUGAGGAAUACAGUUAAAAGUUUUCCAACUUUGAUGAAAAAUUUACUCAACAGAAUUUUAAUAAGUAUAAUAGGAAAAUAUAGCUACCUAAGCAACGAACAGAGUCACAGGGAACAUAAAAAUAUAACUUAUUAUGCGCUCCGAUUUAUCUUCAACAACUUAAAGAGUGUAACUCUGGGAUAUAGCAAGUCUUCUUUUUUCAAUUACACCAUUAAUGACCCAACAGAACUUUAUAACAUGAGCAUCCAUAAUUUUAUCCUGUAUCACAUAUACGAAUUGGCUGUAGGAACGAAAGAAUUGACCAUCAAAAGCUCCUGCUUCAAAUUGUUAAAGUAUUUGCUAACAGAAUAUUAUUACUACCCAGAGGUUUUUAAUGAAAAGGCACAUGAAUUAAUAAAUUCAGAUAUAAAAAUUAAUAAUUUGUUUGUAAAAAAUGUCAUUCUCGAUUUUGUCUCCUUCAACAUUAUGAUAUGUCAUCUCCAAAAAGAAUUAACUUCAGAUGUUAACGUCUUGAACCAUCUGGACCUUUUCAAUUACUCCAUUAAAUCAAUUGCCAACUAUUUAAUAGGGUAUAAAAAUAAUUCCAUGUUUUUUCUCAUGGAUAAGAAGAUGGUAAAAUCUCUUCUCAUCAAGUUAACCUUCAUGAUGCCAUUCAUUUAUAAAUUAAAAAUUCCUGCAUGUGUUGUUAGACUCUACAUUCGAGUUAUCAAAUCAUUGGACAAGGAUAUCCUAGACAUGAUUCACAAUUUUAAUAAGAUAGAGCUCAUAUACGACAGCUUGUUCUAUAUCAUCAUACGCCAUUUUAUUUACUUCUUUUUGAAUAUGAAUAUUGAAUUAGAUGAGGAGGCCUCCAGCAUUUUGCCUUCCACUUAUAAGAGCGGAUUUGCGAGGAAUACCUAUUAUGGUGGUAGCCAAAUUAGGGUAACCAACGAAGGGGAUCAGCCAAGGGAUGGCCAACCCAGCGAAAACAAGAGCGACAAUGGGGACUUUUUUGACAAUUUGGAGGAAGAAGAUGAGGGUGAAAAACACGAAGUGAGAGGACAGUCACCACAGGGAAAUAAGAGGUACCUCACCGUGGAGGACGCGUACGGUCAACAGGAGCAGGAGCAACACUCCAGCGACAGCGAGGGGGAGGUCGACCAUUCCAGUUCGGAGCACUCCGGUGGAGCGGACAGCGGCGCUAACACUGAAGGGGGCAGAAGCGGAACUGUUAGUGGUGACGAUAGCGCGAGUAGAUCCGGCGGAGCUAACUCUGGCCGGAGUACCCCGAGUGAUAGCGACGGAGAAGAACGUGGAAGCGCUUUGCACUACGCCGCCGAAGGGAUGGAAAACCCAUGCAACGCAAACAGCAUGUCAGAUGUCCAGUACCUCCGAAAAAUCAUAAGCGAAAACGGAACCUUCAAUUUGGAAAAUAACUACUUUAUUAAUUACUCCCUGUACAUCCUUCACAAGGAGCACUAUUCUAUAUACGUUUUUUUUUCCUCCUUUUUUAAAAAUGUGCUCAAGGAGUAUAGGGAGAUAUCGCGUGGACGCUCAUGA
Messenger RNA from Plasmodium fragile, 6519 nucleotides. RefSeq lists its product as uncharacterized. Lineage: Eukaryota; Apicomplexa; Aconoidasida; Haemosporida; Plasmodiidae. Bases 1 to 6519 code for a protein of 2172 amino acids. Gene Ontology annotation, molecular function: protein kinase activity. The record is from RefSeq and is a predicted model, not a curated record. The transcript is spliced from 4 exons. Gene Ontology annotation, biological process: protein phosphorylation.